CAUUAUCGUCUACUGUGUAAAAUCGGGAAACGGAUUUCUUCAAAGUGGCUGGUACAGAUUUGGUGCUCUGUGUAACGUACAAGCGUGCCCUAGGUUGUUUGCGUUUUAAGUUCCGGGAUAAUAUUGUUGAUUUUGGUGUUUUUAGUACAUUUCGCCCCGUUAUCUGACAGUGGGGAAGAGUCAUCCUCGACGUGGACGUGGUCAGUUGGCGUGUCCCGACUUGGAGUGACGGCUGUGCAGUCCUAUGAGUCCUCCUACACAUUUUUGCACUGGCCCCUUUUCUUAUACACGAUAUCGCUAACUUUAGUUAUAGCGUGACCUAUUUACACCUUCGUUGGAAGUUGAAGACAGUCGGGAUUCAAGAUGUCUGUUGCGGGCUUGAAGAAACAGUUUUAUAAAGCCAGCCAGAUGGUAAGUGAGAAAGUCGGAGGUGCUGAAGGAACUAAACUAGAUGAUGACUUCAGAGACUUGGAACGGAAAGUUGAUGUUACCAGUAAAGCAGUAGUGGAGGUAAUCUCCAAAACAUCAGAGUACCUGCAGCCCAACCCAGCAUCACGGGCCAAACUGUCCAUGUUGAACACCAUGUCUAAGAUCCGUGGUCAGGUGAAGAACCCGGGCUACCCUCAGGCCGAGGGGCUGCUAGGAGAGUGUAUGGGGAAGUUUGGACGGGAACUUGGAGAGGAGACUAACUUUGGCGGAGCGCUAGUAGAUGUUGGAGAGGCCAUGAAGAGAUUAGCAGAAGUCAAAGACUCCCUAGAUAUCGAUGUCAAACAGAACUUCAUUGAUCCAUUGCAAGGGCUCUGUGACAAGGACCUCAGAGAGAUACAGCACCACCUGAAGAAACUGGAAGGCCGUCGCCUAGACUAUGAUUACAAGAAAAAGCGUCAGGGCAAGAUCCCCGAUGAGGAGGUUCGACAGGCCCUGGAGAAGUUUCAUGAGUCAAAAGAAGUGGCCGAGACAAGCAUGUACAACCUGCUGGAGACUGAUAUAGAGCAGGUGAGCCAGCUCUCAUCCCUGGUGGAGUCCCAGGUGCAGUACCACAGACAGGCUGUGCAGGUGCUGGAGGAGCUUUCUGACAAACUCCGAGACAGGAUGAAUGAGGCUCAGACUCGACCAAGACGUGAAUACACACCUAAACCAAAACCUAUCUUUGACUUUGGAGACGACACCCAUUCAAACGGCGGUUAUACAACCUCGAUGGCUCUGCCACCUUCACGCAACUCAGCCCCGGAGCAGCCAAGCUGUAAGGCGCUGUACGACUUUGAGCCAGAGAACGAGGGAGAGCUGGGCUUCCGCGAAGGCGAUAUCAUCACCCUGACCAAUCAGAUCGACGAGAACUGGUACGAGGGCAUGCUGAACGGCCAGUCGGGAUUCUUCCCUCUCAACUACGUCGAGGUCCUUGUUCCGUUGCCACACUAAUGUAAAGAGAGGAAGAGAGCCAAGGAGGAGACUGAUGGAGAGGAGAAGGAGAGAGCAAGUAGAUAAGUAGCGAGGGAGGAAAGUGAAGCCCAGGGAUGGUCCGCAGAAUAUUCAUUUUCACCUUCAGCUCCAUCGUCAUCAUCACAGACGAGCACUUUUUGUCAUCUGGAGUUCUGAAGAAGAUGGUCACAUUUCAAAGUCCAGACCAGAAUAUCAACCUGUUCCACCUAAAGGUAAAAGGAUCAAAGAUGGACACAAAAUGUCAUUAUCCGUUAUCUGGCAGUCAGAAACAUUUCUUGAGGACUCACUAAUGACACAUUUUUAAGCAAUAUUUUUCUUUAACCACAAAUUACUUAUAUGGUAAAGACAAUUUGUAUUGAAUCUGUUGAUUAUGCUGACUGUGGUGACACGUUCAUAUCAUCCUUUUUGUGUGACUGCAUUUAGUUUAAAACUCAGGUUGGUCACCAACUUAACGGUCAGUUUUCAGACUGAAGAGGCCAACUCAAACCUUGCAGUAAAUAUCGUGUAACUUGACUGGAUAUUAUCCUCAUUUCAAAACUGAAAACUUUGUUUGUGCCCCUGAAGGACUGGAGCUCAUCUCUUGAUGCCACCUGCUGGCGAGACGGAGAAUUACUUUUACCUAAACUACACAUGACCUAGAAAUGUAGUUUAACUAGUUGUAUCUAAAAAGAAAGAAUAUUGCAUUCACAUAAUGAGAAACAUGGGCUGAAAUUGGCCUCAUAUUUGUGAUUUAGACCCUUUUCGGGGUUGGGCCUAUUUGUAAUGCUCUUUUUAAAGAUCUAUGUCUAAGCCUUGCACAGAUGAUAGCUUCAGAAGACAACAGACCUGAUAAAGUGGUUUCCUUUUAUUGUUUCAGUAUUUGAUUUACAUUAGUCUCAACCUACUACAGUAGUUUUAAAAGUAAAUAUGUGAGAAAGUGUUGUAAUUGCACCUUGGUCCUCAAAUGAGAUUGAUGUGUGUGUGACAGACUUAUUCCACCAUUACACACAGACCCAAAGUUAAAUGCAGACGUUGCACCUUUUUGUCACUCAAGGCAGGAGUGUGUUUUUUGUCUAGAGAUGCAGAAUUAUUAUUUGUUCAGUGGUUGUCUGCUAGUCUGUUCAACAGAGGAGACAGAGCCAAAAAGUCUUUAUAAAAUGCAAUAGAAACAUAUCGCUUGCUUGUUCUGUAACACAGCCAUAUAUUCAUUUAGUUUUGGGCCUGUUUGUCUUAGUAUGUUAAGCCUUUUCCUUUAUUUUGUCUUUUGACCCGUUUUAGGCGCCUGUUAACUCCGUGCAGUGCCUGAUUAGAUUACGCUGCUGGCAGCGACUCAGUCUUUCAUAUUCGUCACUAAUUGUCCCACUAUUUCUGUCUUCCCUCUUUGAGAAUGUGAAAUUCAUGUGUGCUUUGAAACUUAUUCUGUGAUUACCCUGUGAUUCUGAUGAUUCAACGGCUCCGAUUCGAUUUAUUUGUUAGUACAUUGGGCUGAUGUAGACAGGUGUCGUUCCUGUUUAGUUAAUCUAUUUAGACAAGGCCGGUUCCUUGUUCUGGAUUUAGCCCCAGUCCACACCUGCAGAUGGAGUCCUAUCCAACAUACACUGUACAGUAUGAGGGAAAGACCUGGAGUGAAAGGGAAAACAUCAAGGGAAAAAUUAUUGUAAGCUGUCCAUUUUGACUAAUUUGGAGAACUUUUGUAACCAAACAUGAAUCCUUACCAAACAGUUAUCAUCAGUUUAGCUAAUUUUGAAUGGUCUGGGGGGGGGGGAUUGAGUUUUCAGUAGUUGUUUGCAGUAUCUUUCUGCUACAUUUCCUCUCUUCCUAUCUGUUUGUAAAUCACUCCACGCUGCCAAACACUUUCCCCACUCCUGAGUGCGGUCCUUGUCAAAUAUGUUUACAUCUCUGAUCUUACUACAUUUGAAUGCUUGUAUCAAGUUCAGGGCAAAGUUAAAGGACUUUAUGAGGUGCUGUCUAGAUCACACUGUUAUCAAAAAAAAUGUCCUUGCUAGAUUUGUUUUAGUGCCUUUGGACAAGAACAGAGGGAAAGUACUGCAACUAACACAGCAACCAAAACCUAACCUAGCUACUUAAGAACAUGCUCAAGAAUUUCUUUUCUACUUUUGGUUUUAUUUCUAGCCGUUGGCACUUUCCUGUGUAAAGAUGAAAUACAUGUGUGCACAUUUCUGCACAUUUCUGACACUACCGGCAGUUUGGUGUUGUUGUUUAGACUAAUGUGAAGUGUAUCAGCAGACCACCAGUGGAAACUGUUUUUUAUGUAGAUUUUAAUCCGUGUUUGAAAAAAUUGUCCCACUCAUUUCUUUUUUUAAAGGGCUAUGUAUUUGUUAAUCAGUCUUAAAUGCUCCUCUGAACAGCAUUAAAUCAUUCUGGCUCUCUGUAGUAUUAUUUUUUAUAUACAAGACCUUAUAACAUUUAAAUUAAUCUUUGCAUGUAGUCCUAUAUUACACCUUGUAAAUGUAUUUCUUAGAUUUCAGUUGCCUUUUUACUUUUGGUAUGAGUACAGAAUUUAACCGCAAUGUUUUGUCUUUUAUUAUCAAAGUAUUUGUACGUGCUUCUUUCUUGUCCCCCACCUCCCCCUUCUUUCAAUAAAUAAAAAAGAAAAAUG
Messenger RNA from Siniperca chuatsi (mandarin fish), 4039 nucleotides. RefSeq names its product SH3-domain GRB2-like 1b (gene sh3gl1b). The transcript is spliced from 9 exons. The record is from RefSeq and is a predicted model, not a curated record. The coding region runs from base 364 to 1419 and encodes 351 amino acids. Gene Ontology annotation, cellular component: presynapse; cytoplasm; glutamatergic synapse. Gene Ontology annotation, molecular function: protein binding. Gene Ontology annotation, biological process: synaptic vesicle uncoating. NCBI's taxonomy places the organism in Eukaryota, Metazoa, Chordata, Actinopteri, Centrarchiformes, Sinipercidae.